AUGACCAAUAUCCGAAAAUCCCACCCACUAAUAAAAAUUCUAAACAAUGCAUUCAUUGAUCUCCCUGCUCCAUCAAAUAUCUCAUCAUGAUGAAACUUUGGCUCUCUCCUAGGCAUCUGCCUAAUUCUGCAAAUCCUCACCGGCCUAUUCCUAGCAAUACACUACACAUCCGACACAACAACAGCAUUCUCCUCCGUCGCCCACAUCUGCCGAGACGUGAACUAUGGAUGAAUUAUUCGAUACAUACACGCAAACGGAGCUUCAAUAUUUUUCAUCUGCUUAUAUAUACACGUAGGACGAGGCAUAUACUACGGAUCAUAUACCUUUCUAGAAACAUGAAACAUCGGAGUAAUUCUAUUAUUCGCAGUAAUAGCCACAGCAUUUAUAGGAUACGUACUGCCAUGAGGACAAAUAUCAUUCUGAGGGGCAACAGUCAUCACCAACCUUCUCUCAGCAAUCCCAUACAUUGGUACUAGUCUGGUUGAGUGAAUCUGGGGAGGAUUCUCAGUAGACAAAGCAACCCUCACCCGAUUCUUCGCAUUUCACUUCAUCCUCCCAUUCAUUAUCGCAGCACUUGCAAUAGUCCACCUAUUAUUCCUCCACGAAACAGGAUCCAACAACCCAACAGGAAUCUCAUCAGACACAGACAAAAUCCCAUUCCACCCCUACUACACCAUUAAAGACAUCCUAGGCGCCCUACUACUAAUCCUAGCCCUGAUACUAUUAGUACUAUUCACACCCGACCUCCUCGGAGACCCAGACAACUACACCCCAGCAAACCCACUCAACACACCUCCCCACAUCAAACCUGAAUGGUACUUCCUAUUCGCAUACGCAAUCUUACGAUCAAUUCCUAACAAACUAGGAGGGGUUCUAGCCCUAGUUCUCUCCAUCCUAAUCCUCAUUCUCAUGCCCCUGCUACACACAUCCAAACAACGAAGUAUGAUGUUCCGACCAUUCAGCCAAUGCCUAUUCUGAAUCCUAGUAGCAAACCUGCUAACACUCACAUGAAUUGGAGGACAGCCAGUCGAACACCCAUAUAUUAUCAUCGGACAACUAGCAUCCAUCACAUAUUUCCUUCUCAUCCUAGUGCUAAUACCAACGGCCAGCAUAAUCGAAAAUAAUCUCUUAAAAUGAAGA
Bubalus bubalis (water buffalo) is the source of this 1140-nucleotide messenger RNA. The record is from the annotation of a RefSeq genome assembly. NCBI's taxonomy places the organism in Eukaryota, Metazoa, Chordata, Mammalia, Artiodactyla, Bovidae.